CUCAACCGUAUCGAACUGCAGCCAACUGCGCCGCUUAGUCUGACCUCGAAUUGUCUGGGCCCUGAUAAAGUUGGCCAGGGGGCAUUCUGCACCCCUUGCUGCAGUGUUCAGUCGAUCCAUUGUUCAUUAAUGUCCCGCAUUCCCCUCGUUUUUGCUUUUGCUUUGCCUUGGUUGUUAAAAACUUUCUAUCUGGUUUAUUCUACCUUACGUUGCAGGCUCUAAGGGCCAUAGCCCUCCAGUAUGCCGCUCUACUCGGACGCCCCCGAUGCGCGCCAGUUCUACGAGGAUAAGCCGACGCUGCUUGUAUCAUGGUGGAUCACGGUCUUUUGUGUGGCCAUCAUCCUGACGCGAAUGUCGGGUCGAUACGUACGAGUCGAGAAGUUACUCAAGGAGGAUAAGAUCGCUGCUGGUGCACUUAUACCGCUGGUACUACGAGCUGUCUGUGUUCAUUUUGUGCUCAAGAAUGGAACGAAUAAUGUCAACUUGGAUGGAUUGAAGUUGAGUGCUGAGGAUAUUGAUAAGAGGAUCGUUGGGAGUAAGAUGGUGCUUGCGAGUCGAGUCUUCUAUGCUUCCAUUCUUUGGAUCCUUAAACUUACGACGCUUGAGUUCUUUGAACGUCUUGCUGGUGCUACUCGACGCAGGUCACAUCGCAUAAUGAUCCACGCCAUGCGCGCAACACUCGCCGCUACAUUCCUCGCUGUUGUUAUAAGCGACCUUGCAGAAUGUCAACCUUUCCCUCGUUACUGGCAGGUCACACCCGACCCUGGGCCUCAGUGCCGUCAGGGGUUCGUGCAAAUGCUCACCAUGGGCGCUUGCAACGCCUUUACCGAUCUUGUCCUCAUCGCCUUUCCCAUCCCCAUCAUCCUCUCCACCCAAAUCGCCACCAAGCGCAAGGUCCUUCUCAUCAUGCUCUUCAGCUUCGGUUUGCUUACUGUCGGUAUUACAUUAUAUCGUAUACCCCGCAUCAUCGAAGCAAACGGGAGUCAAGUCGUUCGUACAAUGUGGGCAUCAAUUGAGAUCCUCGCCGCCACAGCAGUCGGCAACAUCGUCGCGCUAGGCUCAUUCCUCCGCGACAGCGGUGUCAAGCGCAAGAAGUUCAAAGAGUCAAACAGCUACUCCGGCUAUUCCAACUCGCGCUCUCAGUCGCAACCUACAAAACUUACCCGCACGGCACAUAGUCAGUGGGAGGAUGAGGAUCAUGUUCGCACGACAGAGGGGAUCUGGGCAAAGUCGCAUGACACAAGCGAUUCAAUUUCUAAAGAUGAAGAUUUGCGAAAGUCGGGUGAAAGACCUGUUAGUCCGACGCAGAGUCACGAUUCGCUUAUUACGCGGGAUCAAUUGACUGGGUCGAUGGACCGUGAUGAGUUUGCGUAUCAGCAACCGCCGACGGCUGUUAUCGCGGGAGGAUCUAGACAGGUUCAGCGCGCGCAGCCGACGAGGGAUAAUUGAAUGCGAUAAUUAUGUAUAUUAGGACAUGACAAUAAUCACGAUUUACUUUGUUGAUACCGUUGGUGGCUUGUCAGUGAUUACAUGAUCCUCUCAUGUAAGCGACCGUUUAUUGUACGUAAUAGCUCAC
Messenger RNA from Fusarium odoratissimum NRRL 54006, 1576 nucleotides. RefSeq lists its product as uncharacterized. The coding region runs from base 241 to 1449 and encodes 402 amino acids. Lineage: Eukaryota; Fungi; Ascomycota; Sordariomycetes; Hypocreales; Nectriaceae. The record is from RefSeq and is a predicted model, not a curated record. The transcript has 2 exons.